This is a messenger RNA of Mucor mucedo, 672 nucleotides long. RefSeq names its product chaperone. The transcript is spliced from 2 exons. The coding region runs from base 37 to 318 and encodes 93 amino acids. NCBI's taxonomy places the organism in Eukaryota, Fungi, Mucoromycota, Mucoromycetes, Mucorales, Mucoraceae. The record is from RefSeq and is a predicted model, not a curated record.
CUUUCUUUAUAGACAUAUAUAUAAAAAAAAACAAUAAUGGAUCCCACCAAAUAUAAUCAAGCUGAGCAAGAGCAAAUUCGUGCACUUAUUGAACAAAAACAAAUUACCGAUUUCAUGGAUUUGUUCACCCGACUUACCGAUCGUUGUUUUAAGGAAUGUGCUAAUGAUUUUACAAGUAAAGCAGUGUCUUCCAGAGAAGAAGCUUGUGUGAAGCGAUGUGCUGAUCGUUUUUUGAAGCAUUCUGAACGUGUGAGUGUUCGUUUUGGAGAACUCAGUGAAACUUUGAACCAAGCAUCUCAACAACAGCAACAGAAUUAGAUGAAUGGGAAACAAAAGAAAAGGAGGAUUAGAACAUUGUAAAUAUAGAAAAAAUCAAUCGGACGAAAAACAAUAAAUGGUUAUUUUCAAGCAAGGGGGGGUUGGAAAGUGUUUGCAUAUAGUACCUUGGAUUUUUUUUUUUUUUUAUGGGGAACAGGUUUUAAAGUUAUAAUGGAUGAAUAACUAUAAUCAUGUCUGUAUAUAUUUUUUAUUUUUUUAUAUAGAUAUUCAGAUAAAUAGUGAAGAAAGGGGGUUUAGAAAGAGAGAGAGAGAGAGAGAGAAAAAGGCAUCAUUAAUUAAAAGAAAAAAAUAAAAAAGAGAAAGAAAGGGUAAUACAUUGGGGGGAGCAUUUAA